CACAAUUCUAUUGGAUCCCAUAUUUGCCUCCUUAGCAGAGCUGCUCACUUCAUCAUCUUCCUUCACACCCAUUAUUCAUUAGUCUCUCUUCUUCCUCCAAGUAAUCCCAAACAAGAAGAAAAAACCACAAGAAGUUGCUUGCUGCUUGCUUCACUGCAAAAAUCCGGUCCGAUCAGAUCCAAUCCAAUGGCAGCAACCAUAGCAACGACAAUGGCCAUGCUCAAUGCCAAGUGCUUCUCCAAUUCCAAACCUCUCAAGCCAACCCCCAAACCCGCCGCUACUCUUCUCUCCCUCCCCAGCCUCCCAAAAGCCCCAUCCUCCUCAUCCAAAUCAUUGAACCAUGACAAUCCGACCCUUUCAGCUGCACUUGCUGGAGCCAUCUUCACAACACUCAGCUCAUCUGAUCCGGCCAUGGCGUCCCAGCAGAUCGCCCAGAUAGCAGAGGGGGAUAACCGGGGCCUCGCGCUCUUGCUGCCGCUCAUCCCAGCAAUUGCCUGGGUGCUGUUCAACAUCCUGCGCCCGGCACUGAACCAGAUCGACAGAAUGAGGAGCACCAAAGGUGUAAUCAUUGGGCUUGGACUCGGGGGGCUGGCCGCUUCACAGUUCAUUGCAACUACUCCCCAUGCAUCGGCUGCCGCAGGUGCUAGUGAAAUCGCUAUGGUAGCUGAUGCUGCAAGUGACAAUAGGGGCCAGCUUCUGCUCUUUGUCAUUGCACCAGCUGUUCUUUGGGUGCUGUAUAAUAUCCUGCAGCCUGCUUUGAACCAGAUCAACAGGAUGAGGUCUUAGUGAUGAUAUAUAGAUUUUGCCAUGCUUGGAGAAUUAUCAAUCUAAUUUGUACUUGCACCUUUCUUUAAUGAAACCUUUUGUUGUACAAUGCUUGGAGAAUAUGUCUAUAUUGUUGAAAUUUUUUUGAGCUUA
This is a messenger RNA of Diospyros lotus (date-plum), 918 nucleotides long. RefSeq names its product photosystem II core complex proteins psbY, chloroplastic. The record is from RefSeq and is a predicted model, not a curated record. Gene Ontology annotation, cellular component: membrane; photosystem II; chloroplast thylakoid. Gene Ontology annotation, molecular function: manganese ion binding. Bases 187 to 786 code for a protein of 199 amino acids. Gene Ontology annotation, biological process: cell redox homeostasis; photosynthesis. NCBI's taxonomy places the organism in Eukaryota, Viridiplantae, Streptophyta, Magnoliopsida, Ericales, Ebenaceae. The transcript has a single exon.